GAAGAAGAACCGGAAGUUUAGCUGCCCCUCCGGUUCGCGAUAGUUAAAGCGACGCUGGUGUCAUCGUAUUAUCGGUUUAGGGUUUGUCAACAUAAACUACAACCUUAUUUCGUGCCCAGCCACGAACGUAUAAUUUCACAGGGGUCUCUGGAGAGAUGAACAACGCCGGGAAUAAGAGAGCUCCAACUACAGCCACUCAACGACUUAAGCAGGAUUACCUCAGGAUAAAGAAAGACCCGGUGCCUUAUAUCUGUGCUGAACCGCUACCCUCCAACAUCUUAGAAUGGCACUAUGUAGUCAGAGGUCCUGAGAAAACGCCAUAUGAAGGAGGAUAUUAUCAUGGAAAGCUCAUAUUUCCUCGGGAAUUUCCCUUUAAACCACCAAGCAUCUAUAUGAUAACACCAAAUGGGAGAUUCAAGUGCAACACCAGGUUAUGUUUGUCCAUCACAGACUUCCAUCCAGAUACAUGGAACCCAGCUUGGUCCGUUUCUACAAUUCUUACUGGUUUGCUCAGCUUCAUGGUGGAGAAAGGACCAACCCUUGGAAGCAUUGAGACCUCAGACUACACUAAACGACAGCUCUCAGCCCAAAGCCUGGCCUUCAACCUCAAAGACAAAGUGUUUUGUGAUCUGUUUCCUGAUGUAGUCGAUGAGAUCAAGCAGAAACAGAAGAUCCAGGAAGAGUUAAAUGCCCGCACUCAGCCCCUCCCUUUACCUGAUGUGGUGCCCGACGGUGACCCUCAACAAGCCCACUAUGGCCUCCCAGCCUUAAAUGGAGGACAGGUCCCAGUGGGGGGUGCCAACCCUGCUCCUGGCCUGCAGCAGGCCAAUCGCAACCAUGGACUUGUAGGUGGGGCUCUAGCCAAUCUGUUUGUGAUUGUUGGCUUUGCAGCAUUUGCCUACACAGUCAAGUACGUUCUGAGGAGCAUAGCCCAGGAGUGAGAAGAGCCACUCUCCCCAAAUUUGGUGAGCCCCUUUAUGGACAACAAACUUGACAAACACACUACGUGGGAGAGAGAUGUUAAACCCCUCCUCAACCACCACUACCACCAUGGACUUUGGAAGACAAAAACUCAAAACCCACCCACCUGGGAGAGACUGUGAGCGGGAGGUGGGAGGGAAAGUGGAUGGGAGUGGGAGUUUGGCCGGGGGGGUUGGAGGGGCUUUAUUAAAAUGGUUAUGAUCCACUUUGUGUUACAGUGGUUUAUAUCAGUCCUAGAAAGAAACUUGGCUCAUGGGUUGUGAAAGAGUGUAGACAAAUGUCUUCUCAGCAAGUCUCAACACCAAGACUGUUAUCUUGAAGUCACCUGGGCGUUUUUUUUUUUUUUUUUUUCAGUUACAAAGACGAGGUUAUUUUCUAAAUGAGUGGGGAGAUGAACACAACUGCUAUUUCAGCGCUUGCUAGGACAUUUCAACAAAACAACCCAACAAAAAACAAUAUUAAUUGCUC
Melanotaenia boesemani (Boeseman's rainbowfish) is the source of this 1449-nucleotide messenger RNA. It is a transcript of the gene ube2j2, whose product is annotated as ubiquitin-conjugating enzyme E2, J2 (UBC6 homolog, yeast). Bases 156 to 941 code for a protein of 261 amino acids. Lineage: Eukaryota; Metazoa; Chordata; Actinopteri; Atheriniformes; Melanotaeniidae. The transcript has 7 exons. The record is from RefSeq and is a predicted model, not a curated record.